This is a messenger RNA of Propithecus coquereli (Coquerel's sifaka), 870 nucleotides long. Its product is annotated as olfactory receptor 8B3-like. NCBI's taxonomy places the organism in Eukaryota, Metazoa, Chordata, Mammalia, Primates, Indriidae. Gene Ontology annotation, molecular function: odorant binding; olfactory receptor activity; G protein-coupled receptor activity. Bases 7 to 870 code for a protein of 287 amino acids. Gene Ontology annotation, cellular component: membrane. Gene Ontology annotation, biological process: G protein-coupled receptor signaling pathway; sensory perception of smell. The transcript has 4 exons. The record is from RefSeq and is a predicted model, not a curated record.
UUGAAGAUGAAAAUGCUGGCUAGAAAUGAUUCCUUAGUGACUGAAUUCAUUCUUGCUGGAUUAACAGAUCUUCCAGAGCUCCAACAACCCCUGUUUUACCUGUUUUUAAUGAUCUACAUUGUCACAAUAGUGGGCAACCUUGGCUUGAUCACUCUUAUUGGUUUAAAUUCUCACCUCCACACCCCCAUGUACUAUUUCCUCUUCAACCUCUCUUUCAUUGAUCUCUGUUACUCUUCUGUUUUCACUCCCAAAAUGCUGAUGAACUUUGUAUCAAAGAAGAAUAUCAUUUCCUAUGUUGGGUGCAUGACUCAGCUAUUUUUCUUUCUCUUUUUUGUCAUCUCUGAAUGCUACAUGUUGACCUCCAUGGCCUACGAUUGCUAUGUGGCCAUCUGUAGUCCAUUGCUGUAUAAGGUCACUAUGUCCCAUCAGGUGUGUUCUGUGCUAACUUUUGCAGCUUAUACAAUGGGAUUUGCUGGAGCCACUGCCCACACAGGGUGCAUGCUGAGACUAACCUUCUGCAGUGCUAACGUCAUCAACCAUUACUUGUGUGACAUACUCCCCCUCCUCCAACUUUCUUGCACCAGCACCUAUGUCAAUGAGGUAGUAGUUCUCAUUGUUGUGGGUAUUAAUAUCACAGUACCCAGUUUUACCAUCCUAAUUGCUUAUGCCCUGUAUAGUCAGCAGCUGUCAGCACUCAUGUAUCUUAAAUAUUCUUCUCCUGGAUCUAUGGACCAGGGAAAAGUUUCUUCUGUUUUUUAUACUAAUGUGGUUCCUAUGCUCAACCCCCUCAUCUAUAGUUUGAGGAAUAAGAAUGUCAAAGCUGCGCUGAAGAAAGCUCUGGUUAACAUUCAGAGGAAAAACAUAUUCUAA